UUAAUAAACUUUGCUUAUUUCGAUUAGUUGUUUGUCUAAGUUGUCGACAGAGGCACUAGCCUUCAAUGAGAAAAUUUUUAAAAUGAGUAUCUGGCUGAUCUUUGGGUCAUUAUUGGGAGUAAUUGAGUUCUCUCAACAGCAACUUCUUACUCCACUAACCAAAACCAGUCCAGAACUAUUCCCGUAUCAAGUAUACGUUGAGGCCGACUUAUAUUGCUUAGGAGCUCUGAUUAGUACAAGAUUCGUUGUUGUAAAUGCAAUAUGCAUUGAAAGCCGAAAUCAUGCUGAAGUCCACUUGGGAACCGAAUCCGACCCUUUCUACAACAUAUUUGGAACAAAAGGGCAGGUAAUUAAGGCAUCAGAACUGCUACCUCAUCCAGAAUUCGGAAAAAGAUACACCGACCACGUUCUAGUGAACAAUAUCGGGUUGAUAAAGCUUCGAGAUCCAGCUAUUCUCACUUCGAAAGUUCAACCGAUUAAGUUACCAUCCAAAUAUGAUUUCCCUUUGCUGCCUGGUACUCUUUUGAACGUAACUGGAUACAUGGAUUCGAUUUUCAUGAGCGACAUCUUACGUUUUAUGACGGUUAAAGUGCGUCCUCAAGAGCAGUGUCAAGAGUUCUACGGGAAAGAUUUCAUGACAGAUGUUGAGCAAUGUGUAGAAGCAACUGGAAGACGCAUUGACUGGCCAGGAGUUUUUGCAAUGGAUGGCAAACUGGUAGGAUUAGCCAGAGAACUGAGCAGGUCCAUCGAUUGCGUAGUUUCUGAUUCUUCAUGUAGCAAACAUGAUGUUUUCCUCAGCAUUGGACCGUAUCUAGACUGGAUUUACGAAAACAGUGAUGUACCAAGAACCGCACCACUUGUGAGAAUAAUUCGGAUUCAACAGCCCCAAUUUGUUCCGAAACCUUUAAACCGCCUGCAAAUUGUGCUGCCACCUAGUCCAAUAAUAGUACCAGAAUUAGUUAAUAUUCACGAUCGUGAAGGAUUUGAUUAUAUAUAGCCCAAUCGUAUUGCAAAGUAAAGAUUUAGAUGUGAUUGUUCGGCAUUGGCAUUAGAUUAAAAAAAUAAAUGAUUGAAUUGUU
Molecule: messenger RNA, 1079 nt
Organism: Dendroctonus ponderosae (mountain pine beetle)
Lineage: Eukaryota; Metazoa; Arthropoda; Insecta; Coleoptera; Curculionidae
Product: chymotrypsin BI
Exons: 3
Coding region: 83-997 (304 amino acids)
Biological process (GO): proteolysis
Molecular function (GO): serine-type endopeptidase activity
Source: RefSeq, a predicted model, not a curated record